This is a messenger RNA of Xenopus tropicalis (tropical clawed frog), 3014 nucleotides long. It is a transcript of the gene syvn1, whose product is annotated as synoviolin 1. Gene Ontology annotation, molecular function: ubiquitin protein ligase activity. The record is from RefSeq and is a predicted model, not a curated record. Gene Ontology annotation, biological process: protein ubiquitination; negative regulation of endoplasmic reticulum stress-induced intrinsic apoptotic signaling pathway; protein stabilization. The coding region runs from base 429 to 2255 and encodes 608 amino acids. Gene Ontology annotation, cellular component: endoplasmic reticulum quality control compartment; endoplasmic reticulum membrane. Lineage: Eukaryota; Metazoa; Chordata; Amphibia; Anura; Pipidae. The transcript is spliced from 16 exons.
CUUCACUUGCCAGUUGAUUGCUGCACAAAAUUUCCUUCCUAAAAGAGGACUGGUAAACCGCGCAGCGCAUAAGCUUCGACGGAAUAAGUCCCCCUUCAAUGUGUAUCAGUGGAAUAUUCCUUUAUGUAAAUAUGAUUAACGGACUGUGCCAUUAUUUCAAGUUAAGUGUGAUGUCCUCCUAAUCUGGCCAAAACCGUCUUAAAUCGCAUUCAGUGCUUCCUAUGUGCUCCUAAACCUACGUGUCAUAUUCAGUACGAGGUAAACUGGUCUAGGAAACAAACUGACCAUCCCUGUGCCUUCGCACUAUGGUUUAAUCCUACCGGAAGUGAGCUGUCUUUUGAAGAGAACAGUUCCUGUUUUGGGGGUGUUGGUGACAGCAACAGCUGGGCAAGAGAGAAGUGGGUCGCUGCCAUCCCACAGGUAGCAAGAUGCGGACAGCGGUGAUGACCGGUGCCAGUCUGGCCCUCACAGCUGCCGUGGUGGCCCAUGCUUAUUUCUUGAAAAAUCAGUUCUACCCCACUGUGGUGUACCUGACCAAAUCAAGCCCCAGUAUGGCAGUCCUUUAUAUUCAAGCAUUUGUCUUGGUUUUUCUUCUGGGAAAGUUUAUGGGCAAAGUUUUCUUUGGGCAACUAAGAGCUGCUGAGAUGGAGCAUCUUCUGGAACGUUCCUGGUACGCUGUGACAGAAACAUGCCUGGCAUUCACUGUGUUCCGUGAUGAUUUCAGUCCACGCUUUGUGGCUCUCUUUACCCUUUUGCUGUUCCUAAAGUGUUUUCACUGGCUGGCUGAGGAUCGUGUUGAUUUUAUGGAACGCAGUCCAAAUAUUUCCUGGCUUUUUCACUUCCGUAUACUAGCUCUUAUGUUACUCUUGGGUGUGCUGGAUGCUUUCUUUGUUUCACAUGCCUAUCACAGCCUUGUUACCAGAGGGGCAUCUGUACAGCUCGUCUUUGGGUUUGAGUAUGCCAUUCUUAUGACUAUGAUCCUCACUGUGUUUAUAAAAUACGUCCUUCACUCUGUGGACCUUCAAAGUGAAAAUCCAUGGGACAACAAAGCCGUCUACAUGUUAUAUACAGAACUUCUCACAGGUUUUAUAAAAGUCUUGCUGUACAUGGCUUUUAUGACAAUUAUGGUUAAAGUCCAUACAUUUCCUCUCUUCGCAAUCCGGCCUAUGUACUUGGCAAUGAGGCAGUUUAAGAAAGCUGUGACAGAUGCUAUAAUGUCAAGAAGAGCAAUAAGAAAUAUGAACACUCUGUAUCCUGAUGCAACAACGGAGGAGCUUCAAGCGAUGGACAAUGUGUGUAUCAUCUGCAGAGAGGAGAUGGUUACAGGAGCAAAGCGACUACCAUGCAAUCACAUAUUUCACACCAGCUGCUUGCGCUCUUGGUUCCAGAGACAGCAGACUUGCCCUACUUGUCGCAUGGAUGUGCUAAGAGCUUCUCUCCCAACUCAGCCUCAGACCCCUGCAGACCAGCAGAAUCAGCAUCAGAAUCAGGCUCCACAACAACAAACUCCUGUUAUUCCUCCACAGCCUAACUUUCCUCCUGGUAUCCUACCUCCUUUCCCUCCUGGUAUGUUUCCUCUGUGGCCUCCUAUGGGACCAUUCCCGCCUGUUCCUGGUGCCCCUGGUGGCAAUCCCCCUGAUGAAGCUAACCCAGGACCAUCCACUGCAGGUCCUUCGCCAAGACCUGGUGAAACAUCUAAUGUUGGUUCAGAUUCACAGCCUAGUGCAACUCUGCCAGGGUUUCCUUUCCCACCUCCUUUUUUAGGAAUGCCAAUCCUGCCUCCAUUCGGUCUACCACCUAUGCCUAUGCCCCCUGCUGGAUUUACUGGCUUGACUGAUGAGGAGUUAAGAGCAAUGGAAGGACAUGAGAGACAAAACCUGGAAGCCCGGCUGCAAUGUCUCCAGAAUAUCCAUACUUUGCUUGAUGCAGCAAUGUUACAGAUUAACCAGUACCUAACAGUCCUGGCCAGCAUAGGUCCCCCUCAACCACCUGUUCCCUCUACAUCAGCUGCAUCAGCUUCUACAGAGCCUACUACCUCCAAUGUUUCAGAGCCAGUUAUCCCCAAGGACACCGCCGCCGCCGCCACUGUGACCAGUACAGAACCUUCCCAGCAAUCAGCUCCUCCAGCUCCAUCAAAUGUUGAGACUGUCAGUGGAGAGGAGGUAGAGGAGACCACAACAGAAGAACCAGACACUGUAGAACUAAGAAGGCGUAGACUUCAGAAACUGGAAACGGGAACAACAGAAUCUCAAUAAAAGACUAGACAAUCUUCAAUAUUUCCAAAGUCUUGUCUCUGACACUGAAUGACCAGGGAAUUUAUGCAUUCUGAAGAUAAUACUUUGCUUCAUGCGGACUCAGCAGCCAGCUUGGCAAACGUUGAGAUGAACUUCUUUAAAUAUAUAUAUUUUUUAAGAAUACAGAAGGGGUCAAAUGGCAGAUGCUCACUGAUGGAAGGACUGCUGGCCUCAGUAUCCCGUGGGGGACUCAUUUCAGUAAAAUUAAAGAAUAAGCUUUUCUGUGUCUUAUUUUAAGAGCCUUUUCUCUCUCUCCCUCUCUCUACUAUUUAACAUGUUGCAAAGUUUUUUAGGGAAAUGUUAUGCACCAUCCUUUAGGUUAAUAGGCUUACUCUCAGGUAGAAGGAAUGUGUCCUGCCUGCAUUCUUUACCUACGUUCAUUUUCCAUGUUCUCAUACAAGGGAAACAUAAUUUUAGGUUAACAGAAAUUUUAUACAAAACAGGUAUUAAAGAGAUGUUGCUGCUUUAUUAUAUACAGUUAAACUUUGUUCCAGCAAUUUACAUUCUCCUGGAUUUUAUGCUGUUUUUUUUUUUUCUUCCACCACAGCAAACCUCAAUUUUAUGUUUCUGCGAAUUACAGUUUCACUGGUUUUAUGCUGUUUUUUCGCAGGCUUCUUCAAAAACUGUAAAAUCAAGGUUCAACCGCCUAUGCUAAGCUGUGUAACAUUAUACGCAGGUUCAUGUUCUUUUAAUAAUAUUAAAACCAUCAAGUCAGCAUGA